UUUGAAUGUCGGGCGACAGUUAGUGCCGAGUCGCCUCUUGCGGGUUGCGCGCACCAUCUGGAUUGUUCCCGAGAAGUUUCUCGAAUGAGCGGCGGGCGGCAGCGUACACUGUUUCAGAGCUGGGGCAACACAGCGCCCCGACCUCGGUUCCAGUCUCAGUCCCAGGGUGGGAGGAGCGCUGAGAUCGGGCCUGCGGUAACUCCGGCGCCGGAGGAUGGCUUCCAGGACGGGGAGGAUGACGAUGUGCUGCUGGUGGCGGUGUUUGAGGCUGAGCGAUCCUUAGGCAGCCCUAAGCCGGGUUCGGAGAGCCUGCCGCCCGCCUCCUUUCCUGGCUUCGACCUGUCCUCUGGCGAUGUGUGGAUUUACCCGAGUAACUACCCCCUCCGGCCCUACCAGUUCGACAUGGCCCGGGCGGCCCUUUUCCAGAACACCCUGGUGUGUCUGCCCACUGGCCUGGGCAAGACCUUCAUCGCGGCCGUGGUCAUGUACAACUUUUACCGCUGGUAUCCCUCAGGGAAGAUUGUGUUCAUGGCCCCGACCAAACCCCUGGUCGCCCAGCAAAUCGAAGCUUGUUACAAGGUCAUGGGUAUCCCGCAGGACCACAUGACAGAGAUGACAGGUAAGACACAGGCGUCGAAUCGGCAGAAUAUUUGGAAUGCCAAACGAGUUGUCUUCCUUACACCUCAAGUUAUGAUGAAUGAUCUUUCUCGUGAAGCUUGUCCAGCUGCUGAUGUGAAGUGUUUGGUUGUUGAUGAAGCUCACAAGGCACUAGGAAAUCAUGCUUACUGCCAGGUUGUUCGAGAGCUGUGUAAUUAUACACAUCAGUUCCGUGUUCUUGCUUUGACUGCAACGCCAGGUAGUGACGUAAAGGCUGUACAACAAGUCCUUUCAAACCUGAUGAUUUCGCAUCUUGAGGUUAGGUCUGAAAAUUCCCUGGACCUCCAGCCUUACUCUCACCACAGACAAGUGGAGAAGUUUGUUGUUCCUCUGGGUAAUGAGCUGAUUGCUAUCCAGUCUUUAUACCUACAGGUCCCCAACAUCACUUAGACUUCAGCAAAUUCAGUUAGCUCCACGUGAUAUCAAGAAAUGGUUGGAGGCACUGGAUAGUGCAAAGGUUAUGGGCCCUGACAACGUUCUGGCAAUACUACUGAAAAUUUAUGGUCCAGAACUUGUUGCUCCCCUCGCCAAGCUCUUCCAGCACGGUUAGAACACUGGUAUCUGUCUGACAAUGUGGAAAAUUUUCCAGAUAUGUCCUAUACACACAAAUCAGGACAAAUCCAACACUGCCAAUU
Molecule: messenger RNA, 1292 nt
Organism: Rhincodon typus (whale shark)
Lineage: Eukaryota; Metazoa; Chordata; Chondrichthyes; Orectolobiformes; Rhincodontidae
Product: Fanconi anemia group M protein-like
Exons: 5
Coding region: 85-1047 (320 amino acids)
Biological process (GO): replication fork reversal; interstrand cross-link repair; double-strand break repair via synthesis-dependent strand annealing
Molecular function (GO): 3'-5' DNA helicase activity; four-way junction DNA binding; ATP binding
Source: RefSeq, a predicted model, not a curated record